Molecule: messenger RNA, 771 nt
Organism: Cladophialophora immunda
Lineage: Eukaryota; Fungi; Ascomycota; Eurotiomycetes; Chaetothyriales; Herpotrichiellaceae
Exons: 1
Coding region: 1-771 (256 amino acids)
Biological process (GO): fatty acid elongation
Molecular function (GO): oxidoreductase activity, acting on the CH-OH group of donors, NAD or NADP as acceptor
Source: RefSeq, a predicted model, not a curated record
AUGUCACUACCGUUUCAAGAUAAAGUUGCCUUCGUGACUGGAGGCGCAUCUGGGAUCGGUUUUGCCAUAGCUCGAAAACUUGCGGAACUUGGCGCCAAAGUGGCUAUUGGCGAUGUCAAUCUCGCCUCAGCAAUUGAGGCAGCUGCGUCUGUGGGCAAGUCUUGUCUGGCGGUGGGAGUGGAUGUGGCAGACGAACGUUCUGUCCGAGAUGCAAUCUCCCAGGUCGAGGAUCGGUUUGGAGGACUCCAUUUGGCUGCCAACUGUGCUGGUGUUCAAUUGCCUGUAGGUCCGAUUGCCGACCUCGGCGCAAGCAACAUAGCAAAGACCUUGGAUAUCAAUCUAAAGGGCAUGAUAUACUGCCUGAAACACGAGGUCACUCUCAUGAAGAAGAAUGGGGGACUAGGAGGCGCGAUCGUCAACAUUGCAAGCGCGGCCGCAUCACAGCCUCUCGCUUACAACGGACCUUAUUCGGCGUCGAAAGCCGGCGUGGUUGCAAUCACCAAGUCGGCGGCCGCUGAGGUCGCUCCAGAUCACAUCAGGAUCAACUCGAUCUCUCCAGGCUACAUCGACACACCCAUGAUGCGGCGGGUGAAUAUCGACACCGACUUUGCGGCCGCGAGGACACCGAUUGGAAGAUGCGGCGAGCCAGAGGAUGUCGCCGACCUGGCAACAUUCCUUUUGAAUGAUGGAGCCAAGCAAAUUCACGGUAUCGACGUUCCCAUUGACGGGGGUAUGCUCCUCGGCCAGAUGGUGAAGCCGCCAGGUUACUAG